This is a messenger RNA of Cyprinus carpio (common carp), 2560 nucleotides long. RefSeq lists its product as uncharacterized. Gene Ontology annotation, biological process: regulation of immune system process; regulation of cytokine production; negative regulation of transcription by RNA polymerase II. Lineage: Eukaryota; Metazoa; Chordata; Actinopteri; Cypriniformes; Cyprinidae. The record is from RefSeq and is a predicted model, not a curated record. Gene Ontology annotation, molecular function: protein binding.
UGACGGGCUGCUGUCUGACGGUCAAGGCUUUUAUUUUGACGGGCUGCUGUCUGACGGUCAAGGCUUUUAUUUUGACGGGUUGUUUGCGGAUAUCGGGCCCGUGAGCGCUGGGCAGCUUCUGUCCGUCGCGAAUCUUCGCAAAUAAAUCCGAGAUCGAUAUUUAAGCAGUAAUGAUCCGUGUCAGUGCACUUUAAACGCAUCUGCAGUGUCACGGAGUGUCCGGUGGGGUCAUGGCGUCAGGUUCGGAGGCCGUCCACUACAUCCAUCUUCAUAACUCCAGUCAGUCGGUGCUGGAGGCUCUGAGGUCUCAGCGGCGUAAAGGUCUGUUCUGUGACGUGACGGUGCGCAUCCACGACGCGUCUCUGCGGGCUCACGCCUGUGUGCUGGCGGCCGGCAGCCCCUUCUUCCAGGACAAGCUGCUGCUGGGUCACUCGGAGAUCUCGGUGCCGCCGCUGGUUCCCGCCGAGACGGUCAAGCAGCUGGUGGACUUCAUGUACAGCGGCUCGCUGGUGGUGCUCCACUCGCAGGCGCUCUGCAUCCUCACCGCCGCCUCCAUCCUCAGAUCAAGAACCGUCAUCGACGAGUGCACGCAGAUCAUCUCUCAGAGACGCGCCGCUGUGGCGGGAGCCGUGGGGCCUCUGGGGAGCGCGCUGCCCAAACAGGAGGGCGGCGACGGGAAAGAUCAGGAGAACGCGGCGCUGCAGGGCUUCGCUUACAGCAUGGGCGGGGACUGCGGCUCAGACAUGGCCGCGCUGGGGGGCGGAGCUCAGGGGGAGGGCGGCGGUCUGGAGGGGGGUGGAGUCGGCUCACUGAUGCCCCUCGGCGAGGUUGGAGGCGGGGCCAUGUGUAGAGGGGAGGGUCUGGGUGUGGCAGGGGGUGGGGCCACCAGCUGCUCGCAGGAGAUCAACUACAUGCUGAACCCAGAGCGCGGUGCUAAUGUGGGCGCGCAGAACAUCGCCGCCAACGAGCGCGGUCACAUGGGAUCUCCGAGCGGCAUGGGCCUGGAGCUGGUGGAGCGAUUCAGCGAAGACGACGAGAGAGACGCUCAUGACGCGGACAGAGACAGACAGACGGCGCACACGCGCAAACAGAGACAGCCGCUGAGACUGCAGGUGCUGGGCGGAGAGGAGGUGGUGGUGAAGAACGAGGGCGUGCAGGACGGGGACGGUCUGUUUGAGAUGGACGAGAGAGGAAACGCACCGCAUCAGCCCACCUACGCACAGGGCGGGUUCUACGAGGACUCUGCCAUGUUCUCAAGCGGUUUCUGGUCUCAGGCGGAUCCGCAGGCGUCUCUGGGCUCAAACCCUCGCGGCCGGGGAAACAAACCCCUCUCUCCUCCACCGCCGCCCUCCCAGAACCUCAGCAGCCAGAUGCUUUUCCAGUUUCCUGCCAGCGAAUCACAGCAGCCGUCCUUCUUUGUGGGCGGACCCAUGGUGAUCGACAACCUGGCUGAGUCGUGCCAGCAGGCUCCGCCCCCCGCCCCCCUGACCCCGGCUCCGCCCCCCUCCACCCCAGCAUGCCUCGCGGGGCCGAGCUUUGCGCCGCAGGGCUCUGAGACGUCCUUCGACUGCAGCCACUGCGGAAAGUCACUGCGCUCCCGCAAGAACUACAGCAAGCACAUGUUCAUCCACUCCGGUCAGAAGCCGCAUCAGUGCAGCAUCUGCUGGCGCUCGUUCUCUCUGCGUGACUAUCUGCUGAAGCACAUGGUGGUGCACACAGGUGUGCGUGCGUUCCAGUGCUCCGUCUGCAGCAAGCGCUUCACGCAGAAGAGCUCUCUGAACGUUCACAUGCGCACACACCGCGUGGAGCGCACCUUCACCUGCGGAGUCUGCCACCGCGCCUUCACCCACCGCACGCUGCUCGAGAGACACGCCCUGCAGCACCACACGCCCACCAAACCACCCACCAAUCACCUGCAGCAGGGCGGGGCCAGCGGACCAGGCUCCGCCUCCUAGAGACAGGCACGACUGAAGAGAGGAGAAACAAUCAGAUUGAAUCCCAGGAGCUUUAACACACACAAACAAAGAAAAUUUGUACGUGCACACACACACACACACACUCUCUCUCUCUCUCUCUCAGACACACACACUCUCACUCUCUCUCUCUCUCUCUGACACUCUCGCUCUCGCCUCUUCAACCCAGAAGACCUCAUGAACACACAAACCUCAUCGAGCGACUCACACUAAAGACGAACGUGGUCCUGCGUGUGACGCCGGGGACUUUAACGUCUUUUUCAAUGUUUUAGUGUUUGCUCUGUUUUGUACAUGUUAUUAUGGACUCAUCAGAAACCACAGUGACCUCAGGACCAGAAGACACUUCAGAGCGCAUUUAUUACCUCCAUUUUUAUUUCAACAUUAACCUCCAUUUUUUAAUUUUUUAUCAAGUAUAUGCAUAAAUCUUAAUGAUAUUUUUAUGGUGAAACGAUAUGUAAGAGUUUUAUGUCUGGCUUAAAUGCUGUGCGUGUGCGGGAGUAUCUAUAUUCUGCUCUGCUUCGGUUUUGGUAUCUAGCAUGUGCUCGCUUUACACUGCAUGAAGCUGCAUUAAAUGCAUUGUGACAUUU